AUGUCGCGCGCCGCGGGCGCGUCCGCGCCGUCCACGGCGAGCUCGCACGUUGCGUUCAGUGGCUGGCUGACCAAGCGCGGAGGAAAGGAUUUAUACGGUAAAGCCACGUGGCGCCUGCGAUAUUUCGUGCUUCGACGACCGAGACACGCGAAAGAGCGGGCGUGCGUGCGGUACUUCGCCAACGAACCCGCGGACGGGGCGGAGAGCGCGGCGAAAGGGGAGUUUGCGAUUAACGGACAGAGUGCGGUGCGAAUCUUGGAUUCCGAUGAAACGUUCGCGGAAUUCGGGCUCAAAGCGCACAAGUAUGCCGGGAAGCGGAUGUUUGCGUUUCAGACGAUGCCGGGGCAGGGCGGGAAGAGCGCGGCGCUUGUCGUGGAGGCGGAGGAUCUGACGACGAUGCAACGGUGGGUGACGGCGAUUAGCGAAGCAAUCACUCGGGCAAGAAGUUUGGAGAAUGAAGCGGCGAGUAAAACCGGUUUGGCGGUGUUAAACGCGCAAGUCGAUGGCGAUGAAAACGAUGUUUUACGAGGGAAGAACUUUCGGGGGACGCUUGAAUUGGCGGGACUUUGCGGACCGCUCGGCGACGGCGCGCUCCCCGUGCAUUUGGACGCGUGCUGGGAGAAUUUGACCUUUGUUGAUCUCAUGGCGGAUUCGUGCUUGAACGAAAAGCUCGGCAAGAUGCGACGAUCGAAAUACGUGCGCGAGACGUUGACGAGCUUGGUCGACAGUGCGAUCACGAUUGGACGGUGCUUGGGGGCGUCGCCGAUUCCCAUGAGCGGGCCAGAGUCUAACGCGAUGAGCACGAUUCGUCGAGCUCUUGAUGAUAUGCUCGCACUCGCUCGCUUGAUGCCAGUCGGUACGAAAGACAAUAAUAUUUUUGUUUCGUUUCUUGCGGCGCUGUUGGAUCGCGUUCGUCAGCUUCGACCAGGUGAACUGAUCAUGUGUCCGGGAGGUUGGGCAAACGAAGAAGGCGGCGCUGCGGUGAUUUACACCAUUCACCGUCUCCCCGCACACUUCGUUGUGAGCUUGACCAACUGCGGCGACGGUGUGGAGUUUCAUCCUAUUCAAGCUGAUCCUGCGAAAGAUGCUUUCAAGUAUAUUCAUACCAUUCAGUUGAUGGACGUUCCGAUAGCCGUCGCGAUGGACUCCUCGGCGUGGGCGCUGCUGUUCCGCCCGUUGAUUUUCCCUCAAGACGCCGCCAGUGCGAAAGACAUGAUUUACAACAAGCUCCUUCCCAUGAUGAAUGGUCGUCCUCUACUCGCUUCGGUCACCCCCAAACCACUGCGCACUGUUAAGUUUGCGAAACAGCCAAGAGGACGCGAUUCAAGCGGCGUCUUUACCGCACUCGAAGCCGCUCGAUGCGGUCUCGCUAGUUUAGGUUGCCCGCCGAAUCGUGCAGAUGCGUUGGUGAACCUUGGAGUAAGGUUUGUCAUGCUUGAAGAGGCCAAGCGCGAUUUGGAGCGCGUGAACAUGAUCGGUGCAAGCGCUCUGGUUACGUUGCAAGCGGCGUGUAGAACGGUUGCGGAAUACGCGGCGAAUCAUGCCGACUUGUGCGUCGAGGCAGAAGAAGCAAGUAAUGGUGAGCCACCGAAGAAAACGACAAUGCCCCGAGAAACGCUGGCGCAGAUGUUGCGCUCAGUUGAAUCGGUGAUUCUGCGGACAAAGGCCCUGCACGGCGCAACGACACUACCGCCGGCAUUGCAACCGCCGAAGGUACCGAUCACGGCGUGCGCUUUACCACUCUUCAACCGCCUCGCCAGCGAAGGUAACGUAGAUUCGUUAGCAGGUGCAGCUAGAACGCCACCGAUUUUGAGGCCAGUCGAACUCACAUUGGUGCCGGAUGCCGUGGCGAAGCUAGAAGACGUACCCAAGGCGUUGAGAAACGCGCUGCAUUGCUGCACGAUUCUCGCAAACCAAGCGGAUUUGAUGCCAAACUCUUACGCCUUGCGCGUGAGCUUGCUCGUGCACUUGUUUGUACAUGUCCUGCCGGCACCUUUACCUAUUACGCACCCUGAGAGACAUACGAAAUGCUUUUGGGCAUCGGUGAACACCACCUAUGAGCUCCAAGCUGAAAUUUUGAGGAGUCUAAAUUUGUUGCUGCGGCACUUUUCCGCCGCAGCGCUUUCAAUCAGCGUCACGCAGACUUUCGAUGCAGCGCGUUUACUCACCAUUGCCAAUUUCGCGGCAAUCGCGGAUGCGACGCUUCGUCUUAAAGUAGCAGACGCGCCGUCUGCGUUCAUGCAACACUACGCCGGAUACGCCGAAGGUCCGAUUUCGGCGUUUGGUUUUGAAAUCGGUCCGUUCGCCGUUGAGGCAGAGUACUUGCGUUUCCACUGCCCAGAACGUACCAUUAGGUUGACUCAGACGCUGGAUUACUUUCAUAGCUUGAAGAAAACGAUCGAGAGCGAUCACAUGAUUUACCGUUGGGAGAAUGAAGCCGCGGGUGGGAUGUCGUUUGGCGUCGGCGAGGCGAGACUCAUCGAUCAAGUCUGUUUGCAAAUGGGUAUCGGCCGAGAAGAUCCAGAGUACUUGGCAAAGUAUCACAGUGGCGAGUUGCGUGAGUUUGCCGAUAGCUAUCCGGAAAUGAGUGCACUUCGAGAUAUCAUUUUCAUGUUCAAGUUACUCAUGGCGCCGACGUCAGACGACCUUCCAGAGCUCGCACGUUGGAAGCCCAUCGACGCUGCGUUGGAUUGGAGUGUGGCGCGACGCGAAAGUUCGCGUAGUUACUUUGACUUGGAAGUGCGGGCUUUCGGUCGUGCUUUGACUAUUCAGCCUUGGAAAGAACCAGAGGUAGAACAGGGCACGUCUAAGACAGGUUGGCGUAACAUUUUUGGCGGUGGAUUUUUCGCAAGAAUGCAAGAUCGCCGGCCGCGAUGCCCACCUUCGGGCGCCAAUCCCAGCAACCUGGCUGGUCAGCGAGUCGACACCGAAGAAGACGUCCUUCAUUUGCGCGAGGUACCAACGUUUGACAAUCUGCUUAAACCAAGCGAGUCGGAGCUGCUCCUGACUUACUUGACCGCUCCCAUGAUUCGUUUGCCGCUCGUGAUGAAGCUGUUCGCAGAACCGACACGCGUGCGCGGGUUGACGCACAACGACAUUCAGAGUGUUUUAGACGCUGUGAUUUUCGAGCCCGGACCUUGGGCGCCUCCAGAGCCGACGACAAUACCAAAGGAAAUACCUGCAACAACGCGAGCGCAUAUGGCAACGCCGACUGGUUUACUCGUGCACGAGCUCAUCAACUGUCCGGCGCCUCUCGCGGAUAGCGCCGAAGAGCUGUUGGCGUUGAGUUUGGAAUUAGAUACCGGGCGUCACGACGCACCGAGCGCACAAGGGGUGUUGUUCGCGUGUAGGAUGCUCACUAGACUGCUGGCGUUCGUAGAUAGCAUCCUCAAGGCAAAUUCGCUCGAUUCGGAAUUCACGACAUCCACUGGCUUGACGCGAGGGCUGGAUUGUUCGUCGGCGUCUUUGUCGGCACUCGCGGACGUCAAAGUCCGCAUCACCAAAGCACUCAAGGAGAGAUGUCGACCAGUGAUUCAGCGAUGGUUACGUCACGCGGUGAAGAAAAAUGCAAUUCGUGCGGCUUGCGCACUUCACGCACAUCUCGCGUACAUGUACUACUGGACGCCUCGAGUAGAAAUAGACAAACAAGCGGCCCUCAUUAUUCUCACGGCACAGCAGUACAUUUUCGUGAACUACCACUUCACAGAUACACCGGAUGGAAGCGAGACGAGCAAUAGAAAGUUGGCGGACACGGGGAGUAUGAGCGGUGUCGAUACUGGUCUCGGCUUUGCGCCGACGGAGAUUUUUGACCUGUUCCAGCGAAAGCGACGGAGCAUUCUGGAAUGGGCGGCGGCGAAUCCGCAAGACGCUAAUAGCAUUCUGGAGAACGUCGUCGAGACGCUCACUACUAAGAAGACAGAUGGCUCGAACUCACCAACGAACGUGUUGGAUGCAGAGGACACGUUUAGCGCGAAGCGUGCGUGGCGCCGUGCACCAGGUGCGGGUGGUGCUGGUAGAUUUGUCAGCUACGUGUCGGAUAUCCCAUUCGCAGAUCUCGUCGAGAGGGACAAACGGGCCGCGGCGCUUUUACUUCAAAACCAUCGUCACUACGGAGAGUGGCUUCUGGAGACGACGCUGCAGUCUUUCGAUAUGGAAAUUAAUGCUCAGCUCGGCGAAUUCACCGUUCGAAAGAACCGAUUGCGUCAUUUAGAAGCUAGUAUUCGUGAAAUGCCGGACUUCGUCGCAGCGCUGGGACCAGUGCUCGCCAAGCGCGGGAUUGAGCCGUCGCACUUCCAAGAACUCAGCAAAGGGGACGAGCUCGUGAUCGGCGAUUCGGGGGAUGUCGUUCACUGUGCGGAGGUAAAGAAUACGGAGCAUCGUACAUGGAUGCGUCUCGUGGGUCUCAAUCAUGAUAUUCAGUUGUGGGAUCGAGAUCCAAGACCGCCGCUGAACGAAUUUACGCGACCGCUCGUUAGCCGCGUGCAGACAAAGUCACAAGCAUUAGAACUUUUGGGUCGUGCAGUCGGUGCUGGUGGUCUCGCAAGCUGCGAGCAAUGGAUUCUUUCUAUUCUUGAUCCCAUCAUCAAGGGUCCGGGCGCGGGAUAUCUGCACGGUGUCGAGCUCUUUUUACCCAAAAAUACAAUUCACGGGUCCAUAGCUCGCCUCGCCGGCACUGGCGCGCCUGAGAAUGCGGUGAGCGAACCUUGGAGUUUUUGGAAGCGAAAGACUGUGAGCACAUCCAAUGACGAUCAACGUCGCGUGGAAGAGGCCAAGCAGCUCUUGACGGAGGUAAUGAUCGUUAGAGAACCUCCUCUGGUACAAGUUUUCCGCGUGGAAUCGUACGGUCGACGUUGGCGACGUUCGUUAGUGUUCGCAUCAAAUGCUUCUUUCUGCCUCGCAGAUAUCGAUCCCGAUGGUCAACCAAUUCUAAAGGAUGAAAAUGAACGAUUUUUACUAUCUGCCGCGCGUCUAGGCUCGCGAGCUCCGAGUUUAGUCGUCACGAGACUCUUGAAUGGCUUCAUCGGACGCGAGUCGUUUGUUCCGGCGCGACAUUUGCGUGGCUUACUGCCCCAGGUUUUGCUCGAAGAGUACCAGUUUUGGCGAAGCGAAACUACUGGUGAUUUAUUUGGUACCGCGAAUGAAAGUGCUUCGCACCCGAAUACUAUGAUCCAUGUGCGAUUGGGCUAUGAAAACAAUUUACUGCUCGAUGGAGGAUUUCCCGUAGAUACUCGCGCCAUCGUGCGAAGACUUCCAACAAUGGGUGCUGAUGGGAUUUCGCGUCUCCCCCCGCUAGAUGGUUCGUACGUCGAUGGUCAGCUUACAUUAGUAGAUCUUCUGUAUGCGCCCUCGCUGGCGGGUGAACAAGGGCGCGCUCUACUCGCGCUCACCAAGUCUCUCGCCGCCGUCGAAGGAUUGGCACAUUCGCUUGUCUGGUCAUCAAAACCUGGGCUCGAAAGUGGGCCGAAUGAGCACAUCGCGGGUGUGUGCGAUAUAUCGCGUGUUGAACUUCCAAGACUUGGUGUUUCGUUCAAUGCGAUAGAGUCAGGUGGUGCUAUUCGCUUGGAGUGUGAGGAACACGCCGGGUUGUUUUUAGCGCAAAGACGCAACGCCGCGCUCGAGAUUCUGCUUACCGGGCUGCCGCAUGCGCUUCUUCUCGAAGCUCGAGACGGUGCACUGUCUGUGCUAUUAUCGGCGAGCGCAAUACCUCGACCCGCGGCGACUGCGUCGGACUUCGCGCAUGGAGCGAGCACGGGACUCGGCUCAGAUCUCAUAAUCGAUCGUUGGAGCACGCAGUGGGUGGAAAACAUAGGCAGCACAAAGCACUAUGUGUAUCCUGUGCAUCCUUCGCAUGCGACAAUCAGUGCAACGUCGAUGCCAGCCGCUCUAUAUCUCGCAAUCCUGCGAUUCAUAGGUCGCGAUUAUCUCGCCGUGCUCAGACUUGCGGAACUCUGUGUGUCAGAAGCGGUGCCCACGCCAGAGGAAGCGCAGCUGUGGGACGCGCUCGCGCAUGCGUGCUCUUUGGAUCCAAGCCCCGACGCCACAGCAGUUCGCGUGAAGCUUAUGUUGAUGGUAAAAGACACUCCAAUCGAACCCCGACUCGCGCUGAAGUGGCCACCCGUGGCGGAUGUACUGAAUUACGUCAAUUGCUGGUCGUACAUCAGCGCAAAUUGUCGCCUCACUGGACAUGAAGAGCUCACCGCGAUCGAAAGCUUGGUUACGGAGACCAUGGCAAAGAAGAAAACUUCCAAGUUCAAGGCUGUCAUUAGUUUCAUGUUCCCCGGCUCCAAGAAGGCGAGCGCGGCGGAUAUGAGUAUGGAUCCAACGAAGACCCCAGAGUUGUUGAAUCGUGCGGCGUACUUGAGGCAGCUCGUGGGCGGAAUCGCGCGCAUGAGCGCCGGAUCUACGCCGACGAGUUCUGGAUUCCCUCUAGUAUAUCCAGUGGCGCCAGAAUAUGACAGAUUCGAUACCGUGGACGACCUGACUUGCUUGUCCGAUAAGGUAACGGGUGAAGGACCUCUGGGCAAACUCGCGGGUCUGAUUCAAACGUACAAUCGUCCAGAUGACGUGAGCGUCAACGGUAGUCAGGCGCUCGCUUUGAUCGGCCAAUGGAUCGACAAGGAAAAGUUCAAUCUCGACGGUAACUUGGGAUUCCCGUUAUUCUUUGAGCUCAUGACUGGAACCCUGCCGCUGCGCGUUCUUCCUGGUGAUUCUCCCCAUCGUUGGGGUUGCGUUCUCCUUCGUUUUGUGCCAAACGAGCAAUCGAUGAAGUGCGGUACACUCAUGAGUACGUUACGCGUACUUGCUUCCAGCCCCAACAUCGCGCAGGAUUGUCCUAAAAUGGAAGAACAGAGCGUUGGUCAACGGUUUAGUUCAAUGUUUACUUCGGACGGUGCGAUAGGUAUGUUACUUCGCAAAGUACGACCGUACCUGCAACAGCGAAAAGAGGAAUUCCCCGGUCGCAUAUCUUGGACGGGCAAGGAGUACUUGACGCAGAGCAUAUACGAGUCUGACGUGCAGACUUGGGCGCGUACGAUUGCUACUGGCGGCAGAUGGGCGCUGACUCGAUUCAUGAAUACAUCGUGCUCUGAGCGCGAGUUCUCUCUCAAGUCGAGCGAUAGCGCUGAGAUGGCUGGUGGUACCACGUGGAGUGGGAAAACACUCCAGCACGUGGAUCUGGAGAUGCUCGUGAAGCGCCCACUCGGUGUCCUUGAUUUGAACAAGUAUGUCGUUCCUCUUACGGAAGAUAGAGCCGAUGAACUCGCGGAAUCCGUCGCGCUCGGCGGUGUCGGUGGUUUGCCGUUUGACGUCAGCCAGCAUCCAGCGGCUACGACGUCCGUCGCUAGACAGAUGCUCAAUCGUUUGCGCGCCGACGUAACCGGAGCAUCAGACAAAGCUAAGGCGCGACGCAUGAAUGGUGAUUUUAGUGCGGUGACGUUGAAGGGUUUCUCCCCCAGUGAUACUGCCGCGAUCGCAUCUGAAGCGGGUGCAGGCCGCGCCGGUCAUGCCGCGGGGACCGCCCGUGCGGUUCUACGUGAAUUGCUAGAAGGAAUUCGUCGUGUCACCGCCGACGAUAAGGCGGCCGCAUCUGAGGCUAUGUCAGCUGCACUUGCUACGGCGAAUGGUUUACGAAAAGACGUCGAGUCUGGGACAAAGAUGUUACGUCUCGGAUUGCAGCGCCGCGCAGGGGCUUGGGCCGAGGUGACAUUUGAAGAUUUGGUUGAGUGUUUGACGUGCGAAGGCGGCGAACACAUUUUAUCCCGUUUGUCUCCAGAUGUGACCGCAAAGCAAAUAGUUGAUGCGUUAUAUUUGACGUCGCAAGCGUUGCUGCUCACGCUUCGCGCGACGCUAGCCGCGAAAGCGGCGGGUAUGGUGGCUGACACGCUCAUAGCGUUGACGAAUUGUGCAAAGACAGCGGCUAUUGACGGUAUUGAUUCUGUCGAUCGAGACUUGAGGCUCAAAGCUCUGGCAAUCGCGGAGUUGAUUUCAGUGGAACGACAUUACUUCCAGGCGGACACUGCGAAUCCAUUCAGCAAGGCAACGCGCUUGAUCUUUGAUCCUCGUUUGCUAGUCUACGAGUACAGUCAGAGCAUCGUGCUGCGCAAGCGCCAAGUCGAGCUGACUCGAGAUUUCGUUGACACGGCUGAGAACGGUGGCGGCCAGUGCGCACAGAUGCUCAUGGGUGAAGGUAAAACAACUGUGGUGUGUCCAUUACUGGGCUUCGUUCUCGCCAAGAGCAGCUCUGUCGUCGUCCAAGUAGUCCCUCACGCACUUCUCGAGUUUUCGCGAAGCACUUUGCGCAAGGCGUACUCAGGAGUCAUCAGACGUUCGGUCGUUACCCUCGAGUUCAACCGAUACACAUCCCUCGCCGAUGGCUCAAUACUCGCAACUUUAAGGAAAGCGAAAGAGAAUCGAGCCAUCGUCAUCUCGUCACCGACAAGCAUCAAGUCUCUCGCGCUUAAAUUUUUGGAAGUCUGCCACCUGCUCGAUCAAUCGUACAUCGCUGACCGUGAUGGCAAGACCGGUGGUAUGCUCGCACAAGGAGCUGAUUUAGUCAGUCGCGUUUUUGGUGGCGCUAAAAGUCGGAGUGAACGUGUUGCUGAGGCUGGUGGGUUAACCAUCGAAGAAAUAAACACAUUGCGCUCAGAGGCAACGGCGGCCGCGGAAAUUUUUGAAAUUUUCCAAACUGGCACGCUUAUUUUGGACGAAGUCGACUUGAUUCUUCAUCCUUUGAAAUCCGAACUCAACUGGCCAAUGGGUCGACGUAUUCCGCUCGACUUCAGCAAGGCUGCGUCAGGCGACGGUUUGAGAUGGAAGCUUCCAUAUUACAUCCUUGACGCCAUCUUCGCAGUCACGUACGGGCGCUCGACGGCUUCGGAGGCUGAAGGUUCGCAAGAGGCAAUCGAUCUGCUCGACGGUAUACGCGCCGCGGUUCGAACGGCGAUCGAAUCGAAACAAUUGCAGACAUCACCGCAUCUAGCGUUGCUCGAUAAGUCUUGGUAUCAAGAUAUCUUGCGUCCGCUCUUGGCGCAGUGGACGAGCAUUUGGCUGCGUGCUCAUGGCGCGUUGCGUGGCAUGUCAGAGGCACUCAUUAUGGCGUAUCUUCUGCGGGGACCGGGCGCGGCUGAAGCAAAAGCGCAGCUGAAUCGUGAAUGUGAAGACGAGGCUGUGAAGAUGACCAACCUCGCGCGAGAUUGGCUUUGCUCUCUGUUGCCUCACAUGCUCGCGAAGAUUAAUCGCGUAACGUUUGGUUUGUUACAGCCCGCGGACGUAUCGCUACUCGAAGAAGUGACGGGAUCGCGUCUGCCGAAAACCCGUAGACUUUUGGCAGUUCCUUUCGUGGGUAAGGAUAUUCCGAGUCGAACGAAUGAGUUCUCACAUCCAGAUGUCGUUCUCGGGUUGACAAUUUGCGCAUACCGCCUCGAGGGUUUGCGCCGUGCCGACUUCAAGCAAAUGCUUCGAAUCUUAAUGGAAGAGUACGAUAACGAGGCCGGUCCUCCUCAGAAGCGACCGGCUGCUCGUAGGUGGGCGGACUGGGUGCGUACGACUGGGAAGCGAGUGCGAGGUGAAGCGCGCGCUGAGGCAGCGCUCGCCGCAAGACGACGCGGCGUUUCGCAGCAAACCGGAACUACAAAUGUCGGGGAUACCCGCGGAUUGGCGUGGCUCGAAGACGACACCGCAGGUCUGCAAGACGACGAGGUUUGGCCUUUGCAGCUUAUCGAUCUCAGAGAUCACGAUCAGGUUGAAGAAAUCUACCAACUUCUGCGAAGGACGCCGCCGUGUAUCGAGUAUUAUCUCGACGAAUUUGUCUUCCCUGAAACGGCGCAGCAUCAAGAUUUGAAACUGAGCGCCACUGGCCAAGAACUCGGUGGUGAUGUGUUGUUCCCCAACCGACUCGGUUUUAGCGGUACCCCGAGCGACUUACUGCCGCUCGAGCUCGGUGCUCCGCGAUACGAAUCCGGCUCUGACGCCAAGAUGCUGGCAUACUUGACGGAUCCGGAAACCGCAGCGACGAUGCCUUUGGACGUUGAUUGGAACGUGCAGACUCUCCUCACCCGUAUUGCGACGGUAGACCCACCGAUACGUGCGCUCAUCGAUACGGGUGCGCUUGUCACGGGCAUGUCCAACCUCGAUGUCUCGAGAUUCUUACUCGAGAAGGGUCUGAAAUGGGCUGAAGGAUGUGUGUUCCUCGACGAAAAUGAUCGACAGAUGAUUCUCAUGCGCAAAGGAUGGGAAGUCAUUCCUCUUCAACGCGUCGCCGCAAUGCCUUUGACGAAACGAUUUACGUUCUAUGAUCAAGUUCAUACGACCGGUAUGGACAUCAAACAGGCCGCGGCGUCGCAGGCAGCCAUCACCCUCGGUAAAGACAUGUGUCUUCGCGAUUAUGCGCAGGGUGCUUGGCGCAUGCGCGGUUUGGGCAAGGGUCAGACGCUAAAGGUGAUUGUGAUUCCGGAGGUUGCGAGACUCAUCUCGCACGAAGUUGCCAAAGGAGGUGGACAGAUCCCAUCGACGCGCGAUGCUGAACUCGCGACAAUGUCGGCCGAAGCGGUCGAGAAGCGUAAGUUACGAGACAUCACGGCUUGGCUCGUCGUGAACAGUAUGCGAAGUGAGAAUAUUCAAGCCGGUUUGCUCGCAGAGCAACGCGCGGCGAAUAUCUGGAGAAAGCAUUCAUACAGGAAGCUUGUGUCAUCGCCCACUGCACCGGGAACACCAAAGGCGGAGGGUAUGAUUCACGCGUGCCUUGACGUCUUCCGAGAUCGCGUGUCGUACGUCGUGGCGAAUGUCAUUCCUCAAAGUGUAUCGCCUUCAGAGAAGUUAGCGAGGAGCGUACAGCAGUUCGGACAUUUGCUCGACGAUAGUCCUCGCGCAAAAGAGCAAUUACGAUUGAUCGUGAACGACGUGAAGCAAAUGGAGGAGACGACGAAUGCGGCGUUGAAGCGGAUUCGCGCUGGCACACACAUGGCUCCAGAUGCGGCGGAGUCCGGUGAUCAAGGUUUGGCUGGUGGUUUGGAGCACGCCUUGGACCUCGAGCAAGUUCAAGAGAAUGAGGAAGAACAAGAAAAUGAGCAAGAACAAGAGCAAGAGAAGGAAGAAGAACGUGAGGAAGAAAUCAUCGAGGAAGCCCCAGAUGGCUUGAAGUACGUGCGCGACGACGAGAAACAGCCGUCGUGGAGUUACGAGUCUUUGUGCAAAAGUCCAAGCUCAAUGGCUCAAGGUUUCUACCCACUCAAAACGUUCAAGAUACAUAAAGGUGUCGGCAAGACUACAGCACCUUUGGAUUUCCCGGAGUAUCUAUAUCUAUCGAAAAAUUACUUCCGUGAAGGAUGGGCGCUCAACGGCCAUCGACGCUUGAAGAAUCUCACCGUCGUGCUGGACUGGGUACCGGAUAGCAGCGCUUUAUCGACCGACGCCGGUGGUAGCGUCGCGGCGGGUACGUUCACAGCAGACCAGGAGUCAGCGCUACGAACUGCGUUCGAUAUGUUUGACUCUUCCGGAAACGGUCGUUUGACAGAGUCCGACCUCCGAGAGGUUUUGCGUGAGAUCGACGCUUGCGUAGAAGACGAUGAGCUUCGUCUUCAACAGUUGGCGCGUGAGGUUGCUGCAGAAUCACGCACGUUCAAUACCGGGGGUAAGUCAUCUGGGACGUCUUUCGAGGAGUUAAAGCGCGUCCUUCGUUCGAAGAACAUUUACUCAUUGCAACGUGGGCGAUACUACGUCGCGUUGUCUCUGGCUGAAGCCGAGUCGCUGCGCGUUGUCAUGCAUCUCACGAAGGGUAGUAAAGCGAGUGACGGCAAACUGAUUCCAUCCAAACUCACCGAAGCUGCGUUGCGAAUCGGUGGCGGUACGCUCAUCGAUAACACGUCGAGAUUUACGCCCGCACAGGUGUUUCAAGGUGCGACGGCCGAGCAAUGUUUCAGAUUUCUCGACAGUCAGCUGGAUUUCGAAGACCGCGAAGUUUCAUUGCUGCUUCGUGCGCUCCAAGGGUCGUCGUGCGAUAAGCGAGCGCAAUUUUUCGUGUCUGUUCGGGCGUGCAGGCGGCGCGCUAAAAUUCCAUGGGCGUCGUCGCCACUCGCCAAGGUUCUCACUACGGUGGAUGAAUUCCAUUUACUCGCGUCGAGAGCACUCGUCGCUCGUGUACGUACGGCGCUCAAGUCCAAACGUAUGCGUCUUUUAGAUGCGUUCCGGGCUUUUGACGGAGAUAACAUUGGAAAGCUUACGUAUGAAGCGUUAUAUGGUGGCUUGUCGUGGCUCGGCCUUUCGCUCACGUCGGCUCAAAUGCUCGAGCUGGCUGCGCGUGUGGACAAGACGCACGACGGCUACAUCAGUCGAGAAGAGUUCGAGGAAGCUUUCGGGCCAGAUGACGAUUGGGUUUUAGAUGGCGAUUUCCACGAACAGGUUCCCAUACCGACUCUAGCUCCCUCGGUGCCAGUGCCGACGUCUCAGCUUGCGCAAGUGAGCUUGAUGGAUAUUCUCGGCGACGUUGGAAGCGACGAGGGGUCGAAAUCGUCGAGUAAGGAUCUUGUCGCUCCUGAGAUACAGUCGCCAUCGAAGGUAAUGAGCACGGAAAAUUUGAGCAUCGAUGACGGUACAGGACUUGGUGACUGGGGCGCGCUCGGAAUGGCGGCGACUUUACCAGUUGUUGCGAAGAAGAACCCGCCUCUCGCCAAGGAACAGCCCAAGCCAAGCGCGAACGAUCCGUUUGGUUUGGGUCCUCCAGCCGGCGCGUCGUCAACCGCGUUCGAUGAUUGGUUGUCUGGCGGUUCGGGCAACAUGCUUGGCGGUGGCUCGUUGAACGAUCCCCUCGGCACUCAAGCAAACCCAAAUGCCGCAGACGGCUGGGAAGGCAACGACAUGAUUCAGCUCGACACCUCGACUGGUACCAUCGCCGCGCCGGCGCGAGAUAAAAUCCAGGCAAGAGCUCUUGUGGAUCCGGCAAAGGAAGCUGAAGAGCGCAGGCACCGCCAAGUCGAUUCCAAGUUGACGAGCUCGGCUCUUAAUGGGUUCCAAGUAGCCGUCGUGCACCAAAAAUCGUUCCAAAAAGUUUGGACGAGCGACGGCACUGGAAGCCGUUCGACUGGAAGCGUGUGGCAAGCAAACUUGGGUAAAUCGACGCUGAAGAAAAAGACUGAGCGCAUUUCGCUCGGUCACUACGCUUCGCCACACUUUUCGCAACCGAAACCUGCGCCAUUUGCUGUCGAAGUGACCGACAUAAAUGCGUUCGCGCUCACUGGUUCGAACUAUAUGCCACGAGUGUUGGAUCGCUUGUUCCCACAUCCGAGCCGGUUCAGACAGGUUUGGGGACAAGAAUGGAAAGGAACGGCGGUGUAUGCGUGGACUCCCGUGCCGCCACCUGGAUGCGUAGCCAUUGGUAUGGUGUUGACGUCUAUCCCGCAGGCACCGGACGUGUCCACCAUGCGAUGCAUUCCAGAGAAAUGGGCAAUAAAGCCAACGAUGGAACCCCAACUCGUGUGGACGAAUGAAGGCAGUGGUGGUCGUCCGGCGAGUAUUUGGUUGGUGAACUCGCUCGGUUUGUUGUACGUGAAUGUCGGGCACAAUCCUCCUCCGGCGAGAGAUGUUUGGGACAUCAAACGAGGUCAGCUCACCGCGGACCAGGUGCUUCAGUAUCAGGCGUCGGCGCCGCAAACGUCCUACGGCGGAACAGGAAUUUCGAGCGACAGCUUUGACGGACCGACGUACAACCCUCCGCGGCCUCCACCCCCGAGCGGCAACAGCGGUGGAUCAAACGCUUUGCCCGCGGGAUUAGGAUCGCUGAUUUAG
Messenger RNA from Ostreococcus lucimarinus CCE9901, 13776 nucleotides. RefSeq lists its product with no specific name. Bases 1 to 13776 code for a protein of 4591 amino acids. The transcript has a single exon. Gene Ontology annotation, biological process: protein deubiquitination involved in ubiquitin-dependent protein catabolic process. NCBI's taxonomy places the organism in Eukaryota, Viridiplantae, Chlorophyta, Mamiellophyceae, Mamiellales, Bathycoccaceae. Gene Ontology annotation, molecular function: K63-linked polyubiquitin modification-dependent protein binding; cysteine-type deubiquitinase activity; calcium ion binding. Gene Ontology annotation, cellular component: cytoplasm; nucleus. The record is from RefSeq and is a predicted model, not a curated record.